GAGGAGAUAGUCUACGAACAGCCUACCGAACAGGAUCAAGAACUGUUUCUGAAGGAAAUGGGAGUCACUAGAGAGCAAGUAAAGAAAAAUGUACAUCACUUAAAAUCCUGGUUGGCGUCAAACUCUGAUCUGCCAGCUGUUCAAGACGAGGCCUUCUUGGAGAGAUUCCACUCUCACUGCAAAUUCAGCUUGGAAAAAACUAAGAAGAAACUGGAGAUUUACUACAAAACAAGAGCUCUGGAGCCAGAAAUCCUCAGGGAUCGAGAUCCUUUGCAUCCUUCUAUCAGACUGACCAAAGAAAAAGCUUUCCACGUGACCCUCCCCCGUCUCACACCCCAGGACAAGCAGAGAGUCACCAUAAUGCGUCUAUUUUCACCAGAUGCAACCGACCUGAAUAUGGAUAUAGUGCUGAAGGCAGGUCUGAUGAUGCUCGACCUGAAUAUGAGCCGAGACCUGGCCAGUGGUCAUAUCUUGGUGAUAGACAGCAAUCACUUUAGCACAGCGCAUCUCUGCAAGCUGACGCCCUCGUUCAUACGCAAGUGUGACACAUGCAGUACGAAAGCAUUCCCACACAGAUACUCGAGUGUCCAUUUCCUGAACGUUCUACCUUUUAUGCAGACAACCAUGAAUUUGUUCAAGACUUUUCUGGGAACUAAAAUGUCUUCUAGGAUCCUGAUACAUUCAUCAUAUGAAACCUUCUAUGAAUAUGUACCACGAGAGAUUCUUCCAAAAGAGUAUGGGGGAACCUACCCGUUCAGUAUAACUGAGAUUAGAGAUGACGGAUACAGAAUAAUGGUGGAAGAGCGUAACUGGUACCUGGAACAGGGAAGAAUGUUUGCAGAGUUGGAAGAAAAGAGAAAAGACGAUACGUUCAGGGAUAUUUUCGGCUGCAAAGGGACUUUCCGCAAAAUCGAAAUCGACUGAUAAAAAACUUGUUUCGAAUAAAGGAGAAGAAAAGAAUAAUUAUAAAUUGGAUGAAACACUUUUGUAAAAUUCAAAGAGACUCUUAAACACUUUUGUAUGGUGUAUUGUAUUUAGUUCGUCGAUUCUAACUUGAUUUAUUCAAUCAUAAUUAUGCUAUAGCACCAAUUAAAGAAAUAAAAUCUUGAAAAAAUACAAAUAGGAAUUAAUAAAAUAUCUAUAAGAGAUCUAAAUUAAAAUAUCCAUAUCAAUUGUCUAUAUUUCUUCGUGUAAAUUGCUUUGUCUCUGACUAUAUGAGAGACAAUAUAGAAUAUAAUAAGAACACUGCUUUUCUAUAGUGAAGAAUGUGAUGAAACAAUUGAAUUGUUGUAUCUGGUUGUCUUUUUUUCGUUAUUACUCUAGAAUAAAAAUAUUUUUUUUUUUUUGAAAAUUAUUCACUUUCAACCAAUUGUUUGUGAGUAAAAAAAAUUAAUAAAGGG
This is a messenger RNA of Nilaparvata lugens (brown planthopper), 1400 nucleotides long. RefSeq names its product clavesin-1-like. Gene Ontology annotation, cellular component: membrane. The record is from RefSeq and is a predicted model, not a curated record. Lineage: Eukaryota; Metazoa; Arthropoda; Insecta; Hemiptera; Delphacidae. Gene Ontology annotation, molecular function: phosphatidylinositol bisphosphate binding.